Molecule: messenger RNA, 2030 nt
Organism: Paralichthys olivaceus (Japanese flounder)
Lineage: Eukaryota; Metazoa; Chordata; Actinopteri; Pleuronectiformes; Paralichthyidae
Product: phosphomannomutase 1
Biological process (GO): GDP-mannose biosynthetic process; mannose metabolic process; protein N-linked glycosylation
Cellular component (GO): cytosol
Molecular function (GO): phosphomannomutase activity
Source: RefSeq, a predicted model, not a curated record
GCAAAAGCGCCUCACACGUCGUGCACGCGUGUUUGUGUCGAGUGAUCCGAGCUGGACCGAGCCGAGCCGAGACAACUGCGGUGCAGAGCCGAGGAAGAAGAGAAUUCACCGACAUCUGUUUUAUUUAUUUCUACACAUCAGAUCAUUUCUCUUCUUUUUUUUUUGCACGUGCAUCUGCUUGUGACAUCUGCAAACAAGGAGAAGAGGAGGAAGAAGAAGAUGGAGAAAUUAAACGGCUUCUCCUCGGACAGGAACGUCCUGUGUCUGUUCGACGUGGACGGAACCCUGACUCGACCCAGAGAGAAAAUCGACUCACAGCUGGACGAGUUCUUCCAGACUCUGAGGAGGAAGGUGAAGAUCGGCAUCGUGGGAGGGUCGGACUACUCCAAGAUAGCAGAGCAGCUCGGGGAGGGGGACGAUGUGAUUCACAAGUUUGACUACGUGUUUGCCGAGAACGGGACGGUGCAGUACAAAGACGGGAAACUCCUCUCGAAACAUGCGAUUCAGAACCAGAUCGGGGAGGAGCUUCUGCAGGACCUGAUCAACUUCUGCCUCAGCUACAUGGGGCUCAUCAAGCUGCCAAAGAAAAGGGGGACGUUCAUUGAGUUCAGGAAUGGAAUGCUCAACAUUUCUCCCAUCGGUCGGAGCUGCUCGCCGGAGGAGCGAAUCGAAUUCUCUGAAAUCGACAAGAGGGAGAAGAUCAGGGAGAAAUUUGUUGCUGCACUGAAAGAGAAGUUUGCUGGAAAAGGUCUAAGGUUCACUAAAGGUGGUCUCAUCAGCUUUGACAUUUUUCCGGAGGGCUGGGACAAGAGACUGUGUCUAGAGCUGCUGGAUAGAGAGGGACUGGACACCAUCUACUUCUUCGGCAAUGAGACCACAGAUGGAGGAAACGACUUUGAAAUUUUCAGCGACCCGCGGACCAUCGGUUUCACAGUUUACAGCCCAGACGACACGGCCAGACUCUGUCGGGAACUUUUCUUUGACGCUGCACCGAACGACUCCUGACGCACUGACACUUCUCCCUCCACCCGCUUACCCACAAGCCCCUCUGAGCUGUGGGUUCCUGCUGAGAUUUUUUUAUGAAUUGAAGUUUUUUUUUUUAUUCUCCUUUUAACUUUCGGGGGUGAUUUUAACUUCUGCGGUGAUUUCUGAAGUAACUCAGUAAGUGUUACAUGGAGACGUGUGUUAAUAAUGUGCCAGAAGACGUGUUGGACUGUGACGUGUAGCAUGUAACAAGCUAACCGUAAAGCUUCUUAAGAUUACGAAAGAAAAGUGAAUACUCCAGUAGAGUAUAGAAUGAUGUUUUGCACUAACGUUGGAAUAAUCUUAUACCAGUAGUUGGUAUAGUUUGUUGAAUUCUACUGAAGCACGGGGAGAGAUGAUGUUAAACAGGUGACUCUUGGAUGUGAGAUAUUAACGGAACUUUGAAGAAGACGGGGACAUUUCCUCCUCGAGAGUCGAGGACGUAAGAAUCAUUCCAGAUGUUGUGACAUCUCUGAACUGGAGGUAAUUUAUUGACGGUGCGACCCCCUGAAUGUCAAACGUCUGUGUUCACCUCACAAAGCUACUGGAAAUGAAAGAAGCAUGAUGUUGUAUUUAUAUUUAAACUGAGGAUUAUUGACUCGAUGAUUUCAUCUUAACCAGGGAACUAAGCUACUCUGACUCUGUCAGGCAGUGCGACAACUUUUAACAUGAAAUCCUUUUUUAAGCUGUACCAGGGACUGUGGGCUGAUCGCUCGGUGACUGUUCUGAAGCCUGUUGCUUUUUUUUUUUAGCGUAAAGGGUGUUUGUGAAAAUAACUUUAAUUCUUUUUUUAACACUAUUAUUAAUUUAAUAAACAAGUUAAUGUUUUUAUGAAAAAUAAUUACUGUUGAAAAUAGGAGGCUUUUGAUAUGUCACCUGUAAACAUCAUGAAGACACAGAAUUCACUUCUAACAUGUCACUGAUGCAAACUGUAAGAUCCGUCAUGUUGUUGUUUUUCAGUCAUUAAAUAUUUCAAUUUACUGUAAUAAAUCUUUUUUGGAACAUUC